Molecule: messenger RNA, 1460 nt
Organism: Physcomitrium patens
Lineage: Eukaryota; Viridiplantae; Streptophyta; Bryopsida; Funariales; Funariaceae
Product: protein XAP5 CIRCADIAN TIMEKEEPER
Biological process (GO): chromatin organization
Cellular component (GO): nucleus
Source: RefSeq, a predicted model, not a curated record
UCGUGUUCCUGUGUCGGCUCUUUUCUCUAGCUUGAUUGUCACCAUUGUGUGACGAUGAUAGCAAGAUAUAUUUACACUCUGAGGAUUGAAACGAGUCUGUGUCGCGGUGCUGGAGAUUUUGCAAGUGAUUAGCUAUGUCUGGAAUGGGAGAUGGUUACGUUGGCACGGCGCAAGAUGCAGCCAGAAUUCGGCGGCUGGAGAAGCAGCGGGAAGCCGAGCGCAAGCGUAUUGAGGACCUUAAGAAGAAGUCCGCGGAAGGGCAGGGAGGUCUUCUUCAGUUUGGUUCUGGUACCUCAGAGUUGUUGGAGAGUGCAUUCAAGAAAGAAACAGUCGGACUUGUGACUCGUGAACAGUUUGUGGAGAAGCGAGUCAAUUUGCGAUCAAAACUUGAAGAGGAAGAGAAGGAAAAGCAGCAAAAGCUUGCUCUAGAGGAGGAGCAACGACAUGUUCAGAAACGGAAGAAACGAAGGGUUAAAGGUCCUUCUCGUCUUUCUUUUGCUGAUGAAAUCGAUGGAGAUACAGAUGAAGAGAAUGAAGCGGCUGGGAAACAAACGUUAGAGCCUAUCAAACAACAAAAGCUAGGAAAGUUCGGUAAAAAUCCAGGCGUUGAGACAAGCUUCUUACCUGACAGAGAGCGAGAGGCUGAGGAACAAGCCGAGAGAGAGCGUCUACGAACCCAGUGGCUUCAAGAGCAAUCUCGCGUCAAAAAUGAAGCUUUGGAGAUAACGUACAGUUACUGGGACGGAGCUGGUCAUCGUCGAGUCAUACAGGUUCGCAAAGGUGACUCUAUAGCCGAGUUUUUGCGUGCAGUUCAACAGCAGCUGGCCUCAGAGUUUCGAGAGAUACGCACAGCUUCUGUUGAGAAUCUUCUCUAUGUGAAGGAAGAUCUGAUCAUUCCUCACCAGCAUAGCUUUUAUGAACUCAUCAUCAACAAGGCAAGGGGCAAGAGUGGGCCGCUUUUUCAUUUUGAUGUGCACGAGGAUAUUCGAACAAUAGCAGAUGCUACGAUCGAAAAGGAUGAGUCGCACGCUGGAAAAGUUGUUGAGCGUCACUGGUAUGAGAAAAAUAAGCAUAUUUUUCCAGCUUCGAGAUGGGAGAUUUAUGACCCCACCAAAAGAUGGGAGCGGUAUACUAUUCACGGUGACUAAGUGGAGAUAAGUUGUAUGAGUUUGUGGGUGUGGAGUAAUCACCUAUUUUGAUAGGAUAUUGAUCGGUGUAGUAUCGAUUCAGUUUCAUUGCUCCUAGUAGUAGAUUCUGUAGCUCCACUGAAUAUUCUGAACUUAGAAGUAUGAGAAGCUAAAUUUUGGUUUUCCUUUCGGAAUGCAACAGGGAAAAAUAUUAGUUCUGAAAGUUCCGAAUAGCCCAGUGUUGGUCACGAACUCCUUGGGUUGAUGGUUUUCCAUAACAUGUUUUAACGUGAGUCGUAGAACCAAACUUAUUAAAACUAAUUAUUUUGAAAA